AUGGCCGAAAUCGCAGCGGGAGUCGUCGCCGCCGAACAGGUCGUCUCCACGACCGUCCAGGCCGGCGCAGCGGGAUACGCCGUGGGAAAGCCGUCCAACGGCUUGAGCGCUACCUUCAGCCAGCUUGCCACGGCGUCGCCAGACGGCACCAGUAAUUCGCUGGCCAGGUCCAACCACAGCCUCACCGUCGUGGGCGACCGGGCAUAUAUCUUCGGCGGCCAGACGGACGCCGGCAAGCUGGCAACCAAUCAUGUCCACUCGUUCGCCCUUCCCACCAAGGACAAGGCCCAGGCGGACUAUCACUUGACCCCGGCCAUUGCCCUUGCCGAGGGUGGCCCGGUUCCCCAGUCACGGAGGAGCCAUUCUGCCUGUGCUCUGGGCGGCUGCAUCGCCGUCUUUGGAGGUGUCGAUGAGUCUGGAAGCACCAUUGUCGACCCUGCCAUCUGGCUUUACGACCCGCAGAAGUCGGCUUGGGAGGCGACGCUGCCCGAGCCUUCCACUACGGCCCCCACGGCCCGCAGCACGGCGAGCCUGUUCUCCGACGGCGAGGAUCUGCUGCUGUACGGAGGGAAAGACGGACAUGGAACUCCACUGGUCGACGUCUGGAUAUUUGUGUUCUCGACAAGAACCUGGGCGAGACUACCCGACGCACCGGCCUCGACCACCAGCGCAGCCUUUGCCGGAGGCUCGCUGUAUCUCAUCUCUGCCACCGAUGCUCUAAGCAGUGCCCUUCACCACCUCAGCAUUACCAUUGAGGCAGAGGAGCCCCCGAGCUGGGACACCGUUCAGUUCCCAACAAAUCCUCUGACCCCGGGCCCGAGACCGCGCGAGAACGGUGGCCUUCUCCACGUCACGACCGGUUUUGGCCGGCAGUAUCUACUUUACCUGCUGGGCGACCGGCAGCCGACCAGUCCCUCCGAGUCGGCAGAGGCCGCAUCGCCACCCCAGUGGAGCGACAUGUGGUCUCUCCAGCUGCCCGCGAGCCAUGUUUCCGUGGAACGCACCACGACCUUCUCCGAGGCCAUCAAGCCUGCCAAGAUCAAGGAUGCCAUCCGAUCCAAGCUGGGAUAUGACGCCGGCACCUUCACCUGGGCAGAAGUGGACGUCAAACCGCCCGGCGAUCUUGCAGAACCGGAGGGCAAGGUCCACCCUGGACCUCGAAGUUCCUUUGGCUGUGACGUCCUGGCCAACAGGAAGGACGUCGCACUUUGGGGCGGAAUCAAUGCCAAGGGCGAGCAGGAAGGCGAUGGAUGGAUUAUUCAGCUUGAGUAA
Neoarthrinium moseri is the source of this 1272-nucleotide messenger RNA. RefSeq lists its product as uncharacterized. Bases 1 to 1272 code for a protein of 423 amino acids. The transcript is spliced from 2 exons. Gene Ontology annotation, molecular function: protein binding; oxidoreductase activity. Lineage: Eukaryota; Fungi; Ascomycota; Sordariomycetes; Amphisphaeriales; Apiosporaceae. The record is from RefSeq and is a predicted model, not a curated record.